UAUGCGAUUGUGACAGACUAAUAAAUGCGGCAGCUUCAAAGGGAUAAGAAUCUAAAUCGAAUUUUGAAAAUUCGCUAAUAAUAAUUCUUUAAUCGACAAGAAAGACCCAGGAGCAAUAUUCUAAACAAACAUGAGUAUGAGUAUGGCACAACGUCCCACAAUGAAAGGCUGGUCCAUAAUUGGAAAAACCCUUCAAGCAAGAGCCUACCUUAGUACUGUAUCUCUUUUAGCGGGAUUAUACAAGGGUAGCUUAUCCUUUCGUACAGGCAAAGGUGGCUUCAAGAUUCCAAGAUAUCAAAACACUUACCGCCUUCAGCCUUACAAACCAUUCAAGUGCGAAACCGUAGAUUUAAUACUGAUCGAUGUGAUGCGGAAUUAUUUAACUGGUUUGAAAUAUGAGCCUCAGGUUUGCACCCGAAUUUGUCAGAAAAUGUCGGCAGAAGUGCGUGACAGAAUUUACAGAAAGUACUACGAUCGAUUCAAAGUUGUAAUUAUCAUGACAAUCGUCCAGAAAUUAGGGCAAGACGUGCACGUCGGUUUCGGCAAAUUGUGGGACGUUCAGAAAGAUACUUAUUCGACCCAUGUGAUCGAGACUCCGGAUUUCGCCGCGAUGGGACUCGUUGUGGGAACGUAUUACGAAUGAACAAAUUAAAACAACCAUGGACGAAGCUGGGUCAAUUUCAUGAUGAUAAACAACAAGCCCUGGAACAUAUCACAACUUCGAAUUAAAUAAAGACAAGGAGCGUUUUUCAAAAAUGGCAUACAAAUGUUAAAAUAAAAUUAAACAAGAAUUUAA
Molecule: messenger RNA, 796 nt
Organism: Nylanderia fulva
Lineage: Eukaryota; Metazoa; Arthropoda; Insecta; Hymenoptera; Formicidae
Product: dynein light chain Tctex-type 5-like
Biological process (GO): microtubule-based movement
Cellular component (GO): cytoplasm; cytoplasmic dynein complex
Molecular function (GO): dynein intermediate chain binding
Source: RefSeq, a predicted model, not a curated record